This is a messenger RNA of Eimeria necatrix, 3338 nucleotides long. RefSeq lists its product as hypothetical. Gene Ontology annotation, cellular component: SWI/SNF complex; nucleus. The record is from RefSeq and is a predicted model, not a curated record. The transcript is spliced from 3 exons. NCBI's taxonomy places the organism in Eukaryota, Apicomplexa, Conoidasida, Eucoccidiorida, Eimeriidae. Gene Ontology annotation, molecular function: transcription coregulator activity. Gene Ontology annotation, biological process: regulation of transcription by RNA polymerase II. The annotation marks the transcript as partial.
AUGCAGCCACGCCGCGAGCCGGGCGAGGCUUUGUGGGUGGAAGCUGGCGGUUCCGGGGCCUCUGCGGCAGUAAAUCCUUUUCAUGACGCAGCUGCAGGUCUUUUCUGCUGCUGCUGCUGCGGAGGCGCUGCACCGACUGCUGCAGCUGCUUCCGCGCAGCCGAGACCAGCGCCAGAACCUGCACAGGCGUUCUCGGCUCUCCGGGGGGCCCUCCAGGCCUCGAGGGCCCGCUGCGGCUUCUUUGCUGCUGAUGUGUGCCUCUCGGGCGCCGUUGUAAAGUGCCUUCUUGAGCCGCAGCGGCCUGCAGAAGACCCAGCAGCAGCAGCAGCAGCAGCAGCAGCAGCAGCAGCCAUGGGGCCUCCGCUGCUGAUUCCGGAAGACUUCGCCGCAGCGCAGCUGCCGCUGCUGGCUGAACUCCUGGGCAUGCCCGUCGCUGAGGUAUCCCCGGAGCUGCUGCAGCACAUGUGGGACUACCUGGCGGAGGGGUCGCAGCAGCAGCAGACGCAGCAGCAGCAGCAGCAGCAGCAGCAAAGUGCUGCAGUCGAUCCAGCGGCCGUAGAGAACCUGCGCUCCUUCGUAGAGGCCAUUGUCGAGCCUCUGCAUACUCCCGCAGGCUUCCGCGAGGCGCAGCCUUUAAUUGAGAGCUUUGUACAGGCUUUUGUGGACUGUGCUGCUGCUUCCGCUGCUGCUGCGGCACCUCUUGAAGCAGCUCAAAGUGCAAAUAAAAAGGAAAGCUCUCAGCCCGCAGAGGCAGCAGCAGAUGCUGCAGCAGCUCGCAAGAGAAGCCACCAGGCGGGAGCAGCAGAAGCAGAACGCAGCAGCAGAAGCAGCAGCAGCAGCAGCAGCAGCUGCCAACCCCUGCAGUCCCCGCGUUUGCCAGGCGAGCCACUGGCUUGGCGACGGCAGCCGCAGCAGCAGCAGCAGCAGCAGCAAGUCCAGGCGCAGCAGCAACAUGUCGAGGCCAGCAGGGGACAUCCAGAGCAGCAGAAAUACCCGCAGCAGCAGCAGAAAAGCAAAAAGCCGCAGUCUCCGCAGCAGCAGCAACAGCUGCCGCAGAAAGACAGAAGCUCGCAGUCUCCUAGGCAGCAGCAGCAGCAGCAAAAGCAGCAACAGCGGCAACAGCUGCACACGAAGUCGCAAGCGCCGCAUCAGAAGCAAGGGGAGCCCAAGCAGCAGCAGCAGCAGCAGCAGCAGCAGCAGCUGCAGCACAGCCCUGAUAGCGUACAGAAGCAGCAGCAGCAGCAGCAGCAAAAGAACAAGCAGCAGCAGCAGCAGCAGCAAGAUGAGAAAGCAGCCAACACCACAUUUGCUGCUGCUUCCCUAGAAGAGCUAGACUGGCCAGAGGCGCCGCCGCCGCGGCGCCGCGUGCCGCGGAAGCAGCAGCAGGUGCUGCAGCAGUUCGGCAUAGCUGCUGUGCCUGCUGCCAGCAGCAGCAGCAGCAGCAGCAGCAGCGGGGCUUCCCUGCGCAGCAAAAAGGACGAGGAAAGCGGAGGUUCUGCACGCGCAGCGCGAAAAGCAGCCGCAGCAGCAGCGGCAGCAGCAGCAGCAGCAACAGCAGCAGCAGCACACUGCCUUUGCCUGGGAGCUGAACACGGGGCCUACGGGAUUUGCCUCAGCUGCGGCCUCAUUCGCUGCCGCUAUGGAAUCAGCAGCAGCAGCAGCAGCAGCAGCAGCAGCAGCAACUUGGGGGCCCCUGGGGCCCUCCGCUGCCUCUUUUGUGCAAAUGAAAUUGUACCCAGUGCGGGGCUCACUUCCCUAGCUGCUGCUGUGGAAAAGGGGCUUGCUGAGAACAGACAGCAGCUGCAGCAGCUGCAGCAGCAGCAGCAGCUGCUGCAGCAGGAGCAGCAGCUGCAGCAGCCCUUGGAGAGUUUUCAAGAGGAUAUCGCAAAACUGCAGGAGCAGAUCAGAGCCGAUGAGGCCCACCUCAAGGCAGCAAACAUUUGGCUGACGCCGCAGCAGCAGCAGGAGCGGCAGCUGCUGCUGCAGCGCCUCAACCAGGCCUUCAACCUCGAGAAGGGGCGAACGAAGGUGACUUUCGACUUCGAGGGGCGGCGAGUAGUUGCUGAAGAGUCGACGCUGCCGCAGGAGGCGGAGGCGCUGCUGCGGGCCUUUGACGAGCGCUGCGCAGAGCAGAACAUGCAGGAGCAGCAGCAGCAGCAGCAGCAGCAGCAGCAGCAGGUGGUGGACUCCGACGAGGACGAGCUGUGGGGUGGCAAAGGCCCUGCUGCUGCAGCCUCGCAAGGGGCCCCGGGGAUGUCCCACGCGGCGCUCAUGAAGCAGCACCAGCAGCAGCAGCAGUGGCCAGAGCCCCAGGCGAAGCAGCAGCAGCAGCAGCAGCAGCAGCAGAAAUCCCCAUCUACAGCGUGGCCCUCCCUGGAGGCCGACGCGUCCCAGCAGCAGCAGCAGCAGCAGCAGCAGCAGCAGCAAGAGCCCCCGCCCUUCUGCCGCAAGACGCCCACAGAGCAGCUGCAGGAGGCCUGGGAUGAAAUGGUGAAGCGGGAAGCAGCAGCAGCAGCAGCAGAAGCAGCAGCAGGACAUAACUAUGGCAUUGCUAAUACUUCUCUUUCUGGCUUCGCAAGUGUUUUGCUGAAGGACGUGCAUGCUGCUGCCAGUCCACAAAGCGCAGCAGCAGAGCAGGCAGCAGCAGAAGCAGCAGCAGCAGCAGCAGCAGCAACUAGACCUCGUCGUCGUCGUCGUCGUCGUCGUCGAGCAGCAGCAGUCACGGCAAAGGAGGCAGCAGCAACUGCAGCAGCAGCAGCAGCUGACAGAGCCAAAAAGGCAGAAGCUCAAGACAAAAGAAGCGCAGCAGGAACAGCGACAAAAGCAGCAGCAGCAGCAGAUGCAGCCGAUGCUGCUGCAGCAGAUGCUGAUGCAGCAGACACAGCAGCAGCAGCAGCAGCAGCAGAAGCUGAGUCUGAGUACGAAGGCCCGCUGCGCGGUCGCUGGCGGUCCACAGGUUCCGGGCAGCAGCAGACUUUGCUGCAGCAGCUAAAGGAGCAGCAGCAGGCGCAGCCAGCAGCAGCAGCAGCAGCAGCAAGACGUGUGCUGUGGGGCCUGGACCAUCUGCAGAAGCAGCAGCAGGGGGCCCCCCAGGGGGCCCCCCAGGACAGGACCUACCGCGUGCAGGUGCCCCGCAGCGAGGGCGCUGCAUUUGGCUGCAUUGCUGCUGCUGCUGCUGCUGCUGCUGCUGCUGAGGAAGAAGCAGAGGAGCCGGAGGCCUCGGAGGCCCCCGCGGGCGGCGGGGUGUGGAUGGGGGUGGGCGCCGGCGCGGGCGACCCGCAGCAGCAGCAGCAGCAGCAGCAGCAGCAGCAGCAGCAGCAGCAGCAGCAGCAGCAGCA